Messenger RNA from Carassius auratus (goldfish), 2379 nucleotides. Its product is annotated as plexin-B2-like. Lineage: Eukaryota; Metazoa; Chordata; Actinopteri; Cypriniformes; Cyprinidae. The coding region runs from base 199 to 558 and encodes 119 amino acids. Gene Ontology annotation, cellular component: semaphorin receptor complex; plasma membrane. Gene Ontology annotation, molecular function: semaphorin receptor activity. The transcript is spliced from 6 exons. Gene Ontology annotation, biological process: negative regulation of cell adhesion; regulation of GTPase activity; regulation of cell migration. The record is from RefSeq and is a predicted model, not a curated record.
GUCAAGUAUUUCUUUGACUUCCUGGAUGAACAAGCACUAAAACAUGACAACGUUGAUGAUGAGACCAUCCACAUUUGGAAGACCAACAGUCUGCCUCUCCGGUUCUGGGUGAACAUUUUGAAAAACCCUCACUUCAUCUUUGACGUACAUGUGACUGAAGUGGUGGACGCCUCUCUGUCCGUCAUCGCCCAGACCUUCAUGGACGCCUGCACCAAGUCUGAGCACAAACUUACCCGGGAGUCUCCCAGCAACAAACUGCUUUAUGCAAAGGAAAUCUCCACUUACAAGAAGAUGGUUGAUGAUUAUUAUAAAGGCAUCCGUCAGAUGGUUCCAGUCAGUGACCAAGACAUGAACACACACCUUGCAGAAGUUUCACGUUCUCAUACAGAUAAGUUGAAUACCCAGGUUGCACUGCACCAGCUUUACCAGUAUGCCAGCAAGUACUAUGAUGGGAUCAUCUCAUCGCUGGAGGACGAUCCUGCCGCCCAGAGCAAACAGCUGACCCUCAGACUGCAGCAGAUCGCCGCCGCAUUGGAGAAUAAAGUGACUGACCUUUAGUGCCGAGGAGCCCAGACUCAAGAAAGGAGAUGGAAGUGCUUCUAAAUCCAAGACAGAGCUCAAUUUAAUGGGCUCAAAAAUAAGAACAGGCCUUCUGGAGGACCAUGUUUUUUGGAGCCUCUGCUCCAUCAAGUAAAAGAUGAAGCAAGGAGGAACACAGACUAAUUGCAGACCCUUCCUCUCCACACGGCUUUCAGCUCUGCUCAGAGGGACCAAUAUAAUAUACUCUGACCUGAGGGGAACAACACAACCGUUGAGGAGAGCGAAAACUCACUAUGGUACUUCUCAGAUCUGCACCUGCACAAUGAAAACCCAGCAUUUAUUUUUGUGUUCUGCUAUGCCAAUAAUCAGAUGUUCAGUAUAUUCUUCCUGUGUAGAUUAAUUAAAAUAGUAUUAUAUGUAAAUAUAUUUUUACACUCGAGGCUGCAAGAGGCUUUAGACAAAAGAGAUGGAUUAUUGUUUCUGUGGAAGGCCAUUGUUUUUUGUGUGUGUAUUUUAAGUGCCACUCUCAUUCCUGUGCAGUGCUGAUGUCACAUCCUGUGGGUUCUUUGAAUGCCGUUGGCUCACAGUUCAGUUUGUGGUAUCACUAUCGGUUUGUACAGGUGUUUGUGAUGCUGAUGUCCGAGCCAGGGCUUCUUUUGUCCCUCCCGAUUUUUUUUUUUAGCUUAUUUAUCAAUGAUUGCGUAUAGUAAUGUCAUCAAGUCCAAUUCUAAUUUAGCCACAGUACAAAAGAACAGACUAUGAUUUCUGAGCAGUUGUCCACGUCUCAGAAACACAGCGAAAGAGCAUUUGAUUCAUGACACACAGACACUCAGAACAAAGGCCACGGAAGCUUUUAUCUCCCUUUGCUUUGGUGCCUGAUCCAGCAGUUGAGUUUUUAUGUUUUGUACCAUCUUUGCUUUUAUGUAUGUGCACUUUGACACAUGGCUUGCCUUAUUUUAUGACAAAGUUAUGAUUUUGUAUUUUAAAUUAACAAUAUUUGAUUUGAUCAAGGAAGUUUGUAUUGCUGGUUGCCUUUCUUAAGAAAUAAGUUACAUGAAUGGUAGAGAAUUUUCUUGAAUGUUAUAAUGAAAUAAGAACACGAUUUUGCCUUAACAGCAAUAGUUUGGACUGAGAGCGACUCAUUUGCCUAUUAAAUCAUGAUAUCCUAGAAUUUUAAUUUUGUUUAUUGGUACUAUUUUUUUUUUUACUUUUUUUUUUUUUUAUUUUAAAUGUUAUAUUUUUAUUUAGAGCUCACCAAAGUUUAAAUAAAUAUUUUGAAGCUGUCCACAACCACCUAAAGCUUCUGUUGUUUUAUAUGUAUCAAAUGAAUAAGUCUAAAGUUUAAUUUAAUUACUGAAAAAGCUAUAAUGGUAAGGCAGCUGAUGGUAAGUCGUCUAAUGUAAAUGGUACAGUUUUCCUACCUGUAUGUUCUGACUCAAAUGUGCCAAACACUUCACACUCUUAAUGACAGAAGGGUACUGAGGACAAUAUUGUUUCUUCAUGAACUUCACUAGUGUGACUUGUGUUGCCUUUGGUAGGUGGUGACAAAGUCACACUGCAGCCAAUUAGAGGCUGGCACCGCCCAUUCUGAGCAUGAUGGACAGCAGGAAAUGCCUUUGAACUGUAAAUAUAGACCAACUGCCAAGAUUUCAUAUUCUUCUCUACUUUUUCUCGCUCUUCCUGCCAGUUCUUCUGUGUUGUCUAGCUAUGAACUUGUCAGUGGCUUAUUGUAAAACUUCUUGUUUGCCUUUCCUUACCAGGUAGUGCCUUAAAAAUAUGAGUAAUAAUGAUCAAUUGUGUGGUGAUUGUAUCUGCAUUAAAAUUGCAAUAGGGUCCUUA